UCGUCCAGCAACCCUCUCGCUCCCCGCGCCACACGCACGCACAGCCCACGAUGGCGAGAACCGGAGCGCGCGGCCGGUGCCAAGCCCUCCUGCUCGCCGCUCUCGCGCUCUGCGCCACGUGCGCGUGCGUGCCGGCAGCCCACGCGGGCGCGCUGCGGGCGUCGGCCAUCUCCGCGGCGCCGGAGCCGUCGCAGUACCCGCUGCUGCAGCCGCGCCACGGCGGCCGCCACGCGAGCGCCCCCUCCGCGCUCUCGCCGUCGCUCUCGCUCUCCCCGGACAUAAUGCCGCUGCUCCCCUCCCCGGGCCCCGGCGACGACGCGCUGGCGCCGUCCGACGUGGCGGCCACCAUCCCGUCCAGCCCGAGCCCGCCCAACCCCGACGCGCUCGAGCCCGACUCCGCGUUCGCGCCCUUCGGCUCCGCCGCGCCCGCCGCCGUCAGCGGGAUGCAGUCCUCCGCGCCGCCGGCUCCCCGCGUGGCGUGGGCGGCGCUCCCGGCAGUGGGGCUCGUGGCCGCCAUGUGGUUGGCGUAGCGGAUAGGACAGGGUGGGGGACGGCGGCAGCAAUCCGCCAGGCCUCAGGCGUGCAGGGAAAGUUGGCCACUCGGUUGGUCGGUCGGCUGGGGCAGGAUUCGCAUGCGCUCCCUCCAACCGAAGAGAAAGUUACCUUUUAUUUCUUCACAAUGUUCUUGGUCACCUCUUGUAAAUUUCAUUCUUAGUUGAUAUAUUGUUCCUCUGGUGCUAUAUUCUAUAGCCUUUUUCUUUUUGUGAUUUUUGAUGUGGGGAGAUUGUUUGGGCCAUUCUUGUAAUAGGAUUAGACUGGAUGGAUUAUUAGUUGAUGAUUAUAAUGUAUUGUCAUUUCUUGGGA
Messenger RNA from Triticum urartu, 864 nucleotides. RefSeq lists its product as uncharacterized. The record is from RefSeq and is a predicted model, not a curated record. Lineage: Eukaryota; Viridiplantae; Streptophyta; Magnoliopsida; Poales; Poaceae.